GUCAAUAGCAAUAACAAAGUGCUGAAAUCAGAUUUAUUUUGUGAUCAAGUUAAUAUUAGCAAAUAUGCAAUAGGGAAAUGAAAUGUAUCACAUUAAUCCAAAUGCUUUUUUUUUUUUACCAGUUCUUUUUGUUGGUCUGUCAACUGAGUGGAAGAUGCUCUUACCACUGACACCUUUCGAUUCCCUUUCUGUGCUCUGUGGCUUAGUUUUAGGUUUUCCGUUAUAUUGUGGGUACCCAUUUGAAGAUGAUCCGAGGAUUACUGUUGGUGGUAUUUGUUCUCGUCACCGAACCCUCCUUUGGUCAGUCAAGCUGCAUAGAGGUAGAGGCUCAGAGAUCGAGUUCUGAUAACGCUCCAAGUAUUCGGAACCCUCCGCGGGAGUUACUGAAGAGGUAUAACGACCUAGACUAUGACAGCUUCGUUGGUCUAAUGGGGCGCAGAAGCACCGAUCUCGAAGAAAUACCGUCCCCAGUCAAAAGAGAAAUGCAUGAUAUCUUUGUUGGACUAAUGGGUCGCAGAAGUUCGACACGGGCACUGGGCGUCCCUGGAGAAAGGAGUACCCAGGAACAAGAGGCAUCUUCAACAAAUGCAAGCUGAGGUUUCGUCGUGGAUUAUAGUCAUGCUUCUACUGCCAAGGGAUCAUCUUCGAUACUUCAUCUUUUCAGGCUUUCGUGUAAAAAGACAAAUUAUUUCUUCUACAGAAACACUG
This is a messenger RNA of Clupea harengus (Atlantic herring), 708 nucleotides long. RefSeq names its product tachykinin precursor 3a (gene tac3a). The record is from RefSeq and is a predicted model, not a curated record. NCBI's taxonomy places the organism in Eukaryota, Metazoa, Chordata, Actinopteri, Clupeiformes, Clupeidae. Gene Ontology annotation, biological process: tachykinin receptor signaling pathway; positive regulation of blood pressure.